AUAUGUUGCAGACAGCGGUGGAGAGUCCAUCCGGAGCCGGAGUGGGAGCCGGGCCGGGGGAGGCGGCCGAGUGACAGCAGCAGCCUAGAGAGAGAGAGAGAGGAGAACAGCGAUCUCCGGCCGGAAAUGGGGACUCAAGGACCAGGUAGAAAAAGGAUUGCCAACCGAGAGCGACUAUCCGCAGAAGAUGAUGCCCUAAAUCUGAUUGCCAGAGAGGCUGAGGCCAGGUUGGCUGCGAAACGGGCUGCACGGGCUGAGGCGAGAGAGAUCCGAAUGAAGGAGCUGGAGAGACAGCAGAAAGAGAUCUAUCAGGUGCAGAAGAAAUAUUAUGGGCUGGAUACAAAGUUUGGAGAUAUCGAGCAGUGGAUGGAAGACAGUGAGAAAUACUCUCGUAGAUUCAGAAGACACACUUCGGCGUCUGAUGAAGAUGACUGGACAUCAGUGGGGAGUCGUAGCAGUGUCCGGACUGAUUAUAACAGUAUUGGCGCGUCUGGAGGGGUCACCGAGAAGAGCCGAAAGAAGAAGAAGAAACUGAAGGCCGCAAAUGGCUUUGAUGAGCUGUCCUGUGGACCUGGGCCUAGUAAACAGUCCAGUAGGGGAAGCUACUACUCUGACCUCCCUCUCUAUGGCACUGGACUCGGCUCCAAGUCCCACUCGGCAUCCCAGAAUGGAACUCGGGUGUCUGCCUAUGAUGGGAGUGGGAGCCGCCGGUACAGUACCUCCAGUUCUCAUGCAACCUCAGAACAUAAUUGCUUUCUUGGCUCUGGUUCCCGCACAUCGUCUCGUGCCAGUUCAGCUCGUGCAAGCCCAGUGGUGGAGGAAAGGCUGGAGAAGGAUUUUGCAGAGAAGGGAUCCCGAGCAGCCUCAAGCCUCUCUGCUGCUACCCUUGCCUCCCUGGGGGGCACCUUGUCGAGGCGAGGCAGUGGGGAAACCACCACCUCAAUGGACACUGAAGGCUCCAUUCGAGAGAUCAAGGAAAUCUUUGAGCUAAAGGACCAGAUACAGGAUGUUGAAGGAAAAUACAUGGAAGGGCUGAAGGAGCUGAAGGACUCGUUGGCCGAAGUGGAGGAGAAAUACAAAAAAGCCAUGGUGUCAAAUGCACAGCUGGACAAUGAAAAGACCAACCUCAUGUACCAAGUGGACACACUGAGGGAAAGCUUGCUGGAGCUGGAGGAACAGUUAGCGGAGACGCACAGGAUGCAUGAGGAGAAGACCAAGGAAUUGGACAGACAGAAACACGCCUACAGCAUUCUGCAGCAUCAGUUUGAGACGAUGAAGGAGACUCUUAAAGAAAGGGAAGAGAUGUUAACGGCCUUAGAAAGACAGAAGGAAUACUCUGAUGCCAUCAGGAUUGAUCGGGAUGAGCUCAGGAAUGAGGUUGCCAUGCUGAAGGAGAGACUGAAGGCUUACGGGAUGUUGACGAAUGGCGAGGCUGAGCCUGUCAGGAAGGAAGGCAAUGCACACACACAGGCUGCUGAGACAGGGCCUCAGGCUGCAGCCCAGCUACAAAGCUCCAGCGACGGACCCCUAGGAGAAAGCCACGAAUUGCAAAUGAGGAGUGAGAUUUUGGAGACUGUUGGGCAAAGAGGAGUCUUGCAGAAUACUGGAUUUGAUGAACAGAUGGAGGAGACUGGGAAUCGGGAGAUGUUAAUGGAUAAUGUGCAAGAGAAGGACAUAACUGAGGAAUGUGAGGAACUGACUGAGAGUGAAAUGCCAGCAGUGACUGUAAGAGAUAAUGGAGACACAGACCAGAUAGAACGUACUGCAGCCAAUCUUGACGAUGGAGAGCAAAGUGCAUGUGACACACGAAACCUUGGAGGUAAAGGGGUAUCUGAGGGAAUAAACAGUGCCCUGGGAUUUGAAAAAGGAAAACAGAGCUGCGGUAGCAGAGAGGAGAAUGAGAGUGACCUUGGUGUGAAUGGGAAACACAUGCAGGAGGAUAUAAACCAGAAUCUCGAUCAUGAUGAGGGGAGACCAGGUGACAUAGGGGAAUCUAGUUUCCAUGGAGGGAUUAGGGAGGAAAAGCACCCAGAAGUUGGGUAUGAGUUGGAUGUAGUGCAUGAUAACAGUGUUGGGACAGGAGCUGACAAUCGAGCAAUUAUGGAGGAAACUCGGAAAGUAGUGCAACAAGUGGUAGAAAAUGCAAUAGAAAUUUUGCAACAGCACACGUGUAGGUAUGAACUACAGGAGGCGACAAGAGAUAAGGAAGUGGUCACCCAGCUAGGGGGAGGAUUGGUUCAGAUGACAGGGGACAACUUGACUGGGAAGCAGGAGAAGCCUGCUGAAUCUGUCCAUGUUGAAGAGAAGGAGAAGGAUAGGUUGGUGAUCAAAGAGGUGGGCACUGAGCAGGUGUACACGGAGCUCCAUUCUACAGCACAGGAGUCUGAAAUCUGCUUAGGAAAUUUUCACAAUGAUGUAGCCAGGGAGAGUCGAGAAAUAGGGCAAGUGUCGACCAUUGCACCAGAUCGGAAUGGACAAUCCGGGUCAGGUGGAGAGGACAUGGAUUCAAUGGAUAGUCCAGUGCAGGAUGGAGCUGAGAAUGGAGAAAGAAAUGAUCAGGGGGCAAGUGAGCGGCCAAUGGACAAUGCAUCCACAGCCUCAAUAGAGCUAGAGGAAGAAGUGGAGAAAAUGGCAGUAAAAGCUGACAUAGGGACUAGUUCACUGAAACGGACAGCCCUGCAGGAGGUGGAUGUAGGUGAAGAGGUUGCUUGUCACCUGAAAGGAGCGAAAGGAUCAAUAGUAGAGAAUGAAGUAAAGCCAUUUAUUGCAAGUGGUGAAGAUCCUGAUUGGAGAGAUGAGGUUACUGUGACAGGCAGAGUAGAAGGCUGUUUACAGGUUGGAGAAGUGAAGGAGCUUGGGAAAGAAAAACUACCGGAUGAAGUUGAAUCAGAUCCAGUUGCAGAGCAAGGUGAUGGAGCCAGUCAGGUGGUGCAGCAAGGAGGAGUAGAAGGUAAAUUGGAACAUGGUUAUUUCCAGGAAAUGACACCAACUGUAGGGGAAAAUACGACAGUGAUUGAGGUUGAGAGACAGGCCAUAGAAAUUGAAGGUGACAUCAAGGGUUAUGGGGAGGAUGAGGUCAGGGGUAAUGAAGAAGAUGAGGAAAAGGUCAAAGACCCUGAUACCGGUGAAGCCAGGAACAAUGGAGAGAAUGAGGGUAUUGGUGACAUCAAGGCCCCUGGAGAUGAAAGAGAGGUCAAAGGCCUGAACACUGAUGAGGGCAAAAGCAAUGAAGGGGAUAAAAACAAGGAGAGUGAUCAUGGGCAAGGAGAGAGCAAAGUGAAAAAUUCCAGAACUUAUGAGGAUGAGAUCAAAGAUUCCAUUUGGGAUAAGGUCAAGGGUCAGGGAGAAAAAGAGGGUAAAACUAAUGACAAUGAAGGUCAAAGUGAAAUUGAAGGACAUGAAGAGGAUAAAGUUGUGGUGCAGGUUCCAGGGGAGGUUAACAGUGAGCUCAAGGGCAAGGGAGAUGAAACUGAGGCCCAAGGCUCUAGUGUGAGUGAAUUCAAGGGAUCUGAAGAGUUGGAGGGUGAGGUCAAAGACCCCAGAGAAGAGGAGGAUGAGGUCAAAGGUCUCAGAGAAGAGGAGGGUGAGAUCAAAGGCCUAAGGGAAGAAGAGGAUAAGGUCAAAGGUCCCAGAGAGGAGGAGGAGGAUGAAGUCAAAGGCACCAAAGAGGAGAAUGAAGUCAAAGGUCCCAGAGAGGAGGAGGGGGAGAUCAAAGGCCCUAUGGAGGAGGAGGAUGAGGACAAAGAUCCCAGAGAGGAGGUGGGGGAUGAGGUCAAAGGCACCAGAGAAGAAGAGGGUGAGGCCAAAGGUUUCAGAGAGGAGAAGGGUGAAGUCAAGGAUCCCCCAGAAGAGGAGGAUGAGGUCAAAAACCCCAGAGAAGAGGAGGGUGAGGUCAAAGGCCCCAGAGAGGAGGAGGGUGAGGUCAAAGGCCUAAGAGAAGAGGAGGAUGAGGUUAAAGGUCCCAGAGAGGAGGAGGAGGAGGCUAAAGGCCCAAGAGAGUGGGAGAUGGAUGAGGUCAAAGGUCCCAGAGAGGGGGAGGGGGAGAUCAAAGACCCUAUGGAGGAGGAGGAUGAGGACAAAGAUCCCAGAGAGGAGGUGGGGGAUGAGGUCAAAGGCACCAGAGAAGAGGAGGGUGAGGCCAAAGGUCUCAGAGAAGAGGAGGGUGAGAUCAAAGGCCUAAGGGAAGAGGAGGAUAAGGUCAAAGGUCCCAGAGAGGAGGAGGAGGAUGAGGUCAAAGGCACCAAAGAGGAGAAUGAAGUCAAAGGUCCCAGAGAGGAGGAGGGUGGGAUCAAAGGCCUAAGGGAAGAGGAGGAUGAGGUCAAAGGACCCAGAGAGGAGGAGGAGGAUGAGGUCAAAGGUCCCAGAGAGUGGGAGAUGGAUGAGGUCAAAGGUCCCAGAGAGGGGGAGGGGGAGAUCAAAGGCCCUAUGGAGGAGGAGGAUGAGGACAAAGAUCCCAGAGAGGAGGUGGGGGAUGAGGUCAAAGGCCCCAGAGAGGAGGAGGGUGAGGUCAAAGGCCUAAGAGAAGAGGAGGAUGAGGUUAAAGGUCCCAGAGAGGAGGAGGAGGGGGCUAAAGGCCCAAGAGAGUGGGAGGUGGAUGAGGUCAAAGGUCCCAGAGAGGGGGAGGGGGAGAUCAAAGACCCUCUGGAGGAGGAGGAUGAGGACAAAGAUCCCAGAGAGGAGGUUGGGGAUGAGGUCAAAGGCACCAGAGAAGAGGAGGGUGAGGCCAAAUGUUUCAGAGAGGAGAAGGGUGAGGUCAAAGAUCCCCCAGAAGAGGAGGAUGAGGUCAAAGACCACAGAGUAGAGGAGGAUGAAGUCAAAGGCCCCAGAGAGGAAGAGGAGGAGGAGGCCAAAGGCCUCAGAGAGGAGGAGGGGGAGGUCAACUUUGAACCGGAAAGUAAGAAGUUACUUUGCACCAACAUUCAGGGAAUUGUGCAAGAAAUGGGGAAGGAGGUCACUUUGGCUGAAAAGUCAAAAGAAACAGUGUUUCCUGAUCUCCAGACAAUAGAGACCGAGAAAGAAGAAGUAGAGGAAAGGGCAGGGGCUGAAGAAACUGAGUGUGAUUUAAGUGGGCAAGCAAGUGCUGUGGUACAAGACAGUGGUGAAAUGAACCGAGUACAAAGCAAGAGCAUUGAAGAAACUAAUGAGGACACACCAGAGAAUAAUAAUGAGAACAUUCAUAAAGUAAUAGACAACGAAGGUGAACAAGAGCCACCAACAAAAGAGGAGGCUGGAAUAACUGAAGAGGCAACAGCACAGGAGAGUCUGUCAGUGAGGAAUGGGGAAGAAAUGAGGCAAGUACCAGAGACCAGUAGCAGCAAUGAAGAAUUUGGGAGAAAUGCUCAGAUAUCAGAAGGGGUUGUGAGUGACCUUGCAGAAAGUGAUACAAGUGAGAUAUAUGAAUUGAACAAAGAGUCUGAGGAACUGGCACAAGAAAGUUUGCAACAAGGUCCUGUAAAGAGUGGAGCAGCCUUGGUAGAUGUUAUAGACCAUGGAAUGGAAAUGCAGGAUGGAAAGAAAGAGGAUCCUGUAAAGGAGGAAGGAAACGUGUCUGGGAUCAGCAACGGGCCACAACACAAGACACAGAAUUGCAAGACAGGCAAAGAAAGGGCAGAUGAUGCACCAGCCUCUUGGACUGGUGUGGAGGAGCAAGUGCUCAGAGGGGAUGAUGAGGAUACUGAGGGAGGAGGUAGGUUUGAGUGGGAUGAAGAGAUGAGUAAGAUAUUAGGAGAUGAAACUCAGGAUACGAGAGAGGCGUCCGAAGGAAAGGGAGAGGAGGAUGCUGGAAGUGAGACUGAACCUCGGCCCAUUGUGAGUGCAGAACCCAGUGAGCAUGUAAAACCCAACAGAGAUAACAGUGGGGCUGGAGUGCUAACACACCAUGGGCAGGAGGAAGCUUGUGACGACCCAGGGGAAAAACGUGACGAGCAGGGGGGAGCAUCUGAUAGGGAGGCAAAUGAAUGCACUAACAGCAGCGACCAGCAAUCCAAUCAUAGUCAGGGGCAGCUGCAGGACUGGGGCCAGAGGGAUAAGCCUGACACAAGCAUGCAGCAAGGCAGUACAGGGGAUGCAGAUGAAGAAAUGGUGCAAAGAGCAGCAAUGGCUGAGGUAGGGAAGGAUGGAAAGAGAAAAAGCAAAAGCAAAGAUGACUGUUGUCUAUCAUUUGUUUACAACGCUUUCUGUUUGCUUCCCUUCUCUCCAGAUUUUAGGGUAAAAAAGUUCAUUGACGAAAAAGAAGCAUUAUUAGAGCAGAUUAAAAAAUUAAAAGCACAACUGGACGAAAGAUCCAAGAGUGGAAAAGCGGAAAAGGCAGCAACCAGCGACGCCAUCUUGGAAAAUGGGACGGAUGUGCAGGUGAUCGAGGUCCAAAGAGACGCUAACAGACAAAUCAGCGAAUACAAGUUUAAACUCACUAAAACUGAACAGGAAAUAACUGCGCUGGAACAAAAUAUCAUUCGUCUCGAAAGCCAGGUAUUACGAUACAAGACGGCAGCAGAAAAUGCAGAAAAAGUGGAAGAUGAGCUUAAGGCUGAGAAGCGCAAGCUCCAAAGAGAGGUCCGCUCAGCACUGGAUAAAAUUGAGGAGCUGGAAAUGAGCAACAGCCAUUUAUCGAAGAGGCUGGAGAAGAUGAAAGCCAACCGGAGCGCCCUGCUAUCUCAGCAGUAGAAGCCCACUUCCAAGAAGCCAGGUCUUGGAUCUGGCUGCCUGUUAAGGGAACUCGCUUUUUAAAAAAGUAAUUAAUGAGACGCUUCACUGUUACCACAUACACACUGCUGAGGAUAAAAUGAAAAGAAUUGCACAUGUUUCUGACUCACCACUUACAUUGUUUUCUUUACAAGGCUUCCAAUUUGACACUUCCAGCACAGGCAUCUUGGGCUGAAUGGCCUCUUUAUGUGCUGUCUCAUUCUAUGAUUGUAUGAUUCCAUCAGCAAGCAAUAGCUUAGUUUUAACGAGGGAUUUGGUUUUAAAUUGUACAUUAGUCACUGCAGAGAGGGGGACAGUUUGUUUGGUGGUUAUGUUUAUGAAUUAAUAAUCUAGGGAACAUGAGUUCAUUUUCCACCAUGACAGUUUGAGAACUUGAAUUCCGUUUCAAACAUCUGAAAAUAAAAAGCUGGUAUCAGUAAAAGCGACCAUGAAACUGUUGGAUUGUUGCAAAAAUCCAACUGGCUCACUAAUGUCCGUUUAGAGAAGGAAACUUGUUGUCCAGCUUAUACGUAACUCCAGUCCCACACCAAUAUGGUUGACUCUUAACCACUACCCUGAAAUGGUUUAGUCAUCCACCCAGUUAUCACUGACUUCUUGGUGAAAGUUGAAAUGGCAAUAAAUGCUGGCCUUACCAGAAAUCUUGGAAUUAAUUCAAACAAAAUGGGCAUGUAAGCCAUUGCAUUGAAUGUCUUUGCUCAGCAUUGGUGCAUUGUCACUAAAUAUUUAUUGGUAAGGAACGGUAAAAUGUCAGUGAGGCGCCAAUGCACUCAAGGGUUAUGCCAACUGCACAGUGUACUCUCAAUACCCAUGGUGUUUAUUUUCAUAUAUUAAUAUUUUAGCUGUACUUUGUGAAUGGUCCCAGUCUCAAGAUCACUGUAGAACGUAGAGUUAAGGGAAAGAAGGGGGUUUUGCAAAUGGUGCAGAAUAAUUGCACUUUUUUCAAAGAACAAUCGAAUCCAAUCUUGGGAAUGCAACCCUUGGAUAAGUCUUCUGGGAUAAGUCGAUCCAUCUGAACUCUGAAUACACCAUAACAGUAUUAAAGCCCACUUUAAAUUAAUGCACUAAUUGAGGAUCGACAAUUUCAGAUGAUGUUCCAACUUUUAUUGAUUCCGAUUUUUUUCACUUCUGCCGUAAGGCUGCAUGGAUUUUAUUCAUUGUGAAACAAAACAUUUAAUGGUUCUUAACUCUUAAUUUGACAAACAUAAAACUGGUGGGGAUGGGGUGGGGUGAAGUUCCAGGCAAUUAUCAGUAUUUUCUUUUGCAACACCAUAAUAGAAAUUAGUUUUCUGGAAUGAUGGGGAGAUGAAAGUGGGGAAGAUGGCUUGGAGGAAGAAGCAACUUUCAUUAAUGCGCAGACCUUAUAACAUUUGCAAUAUUUUGGUCUGAGUUUAUUCAGCACUCAAUGACUUUCAAAGCGGGACAUGGAGGCCGGCUAGCAGGGUUUUGACUGGAUUUCACCAGCGACAGACACAGAGAUGAGUGGGACCUGUAGAUCUUUGAGACCUUGGGUUGCACAUUACUUUUCUUUCCCCAGAGAGCUUGGCAUUUUCUCUCUUCUCGCUCCCUCCUUACACCAGACCUUCUCUAUCUGACAAACUGAAGUGCCAGAGAAAGCAGCAUUUGCUUCAAGCUGUGUUUCUAACUGCUUGAGAUAUUGAUGUUCUUAUUUUGUAAAAGCUUUCUGCUGUGUUUUGUUUUUAAAUGGUGUAAGCACUUCUUGCCUGAGACACAUGAUUGGAAUGUGUUUAGGCCCAAGGAACUAAAUUAUUUUGGAAGUAUUAAGUGAUGGGAAGUGCUUACGCCAUCGAUGAAUAAAAAGUGUUUCUCCAUAAUGGAAAAUGGCAUCAAUAAGAUAAAGUUAAAUCAGGAAAUCCAGAAGCCAGUCCAGGGAAUGAUAUAAAGAAAACUGUACAUACUAUAACUUUUAAAUUACCUUUUACACACGUUGUACAUGACUGAUUUUUUUUUUGCUCUCCAGGACAGAUUAUAGCUCGGGCAGCGAGCCGGGCUUUUUCUUUCUUGAACCUGUUGCAGUCUCAGCUUUAAGAGGAUGGGUUGAGAGUUUUCUGUUGGGGGAUUGAAACGAUUGCAUCUGUUUGUUUUGUUUUAAAAUCAGGAGAUCUGCUGUGAUCCGCUAAGCAGCGGUUACUGCAAGACACCAAUGUAUUAAAGGUGAAAAUACAUUCUCAAGCUAAUAAAACCUUUUAGAGAGA
Molecule: messenger RNA, 8915 nt
Organism: Carcharodon carcharias (great white shark)
Lineage: Eukaryota; Metazoa; Chordata; Chondrichthyes; Lamniformes; Lamnidae
Product: trichohyalin-like
Exons: 26
Coding region: 127-6663 (2178 amino acids)
Biological process (GO): regulation of transcription by RNA polymerase II
Molecular function (GO): DNA-binding transcription factor activity, RNA polymerase II-specific; RNA polymerase II cis-regulatory region sequence-specific DNA binding
Source: RefSeq, a predicted model, not a curated record